Molecule: messenger RNA, 2684 nt
Organism: Parasteatoda tepidariorum (common house spider)
Lineage: Eukaryota; Metazoa; Arthropoda; Arachnida; Araneae; Theridiidae
Source: RefSeq, a predicted model, not a curated record
GCGCAGAUGAGUUAGAUGGGGAAAAAGAAAGAAGAGCUUGUCUUGGAAAGUGGGAGCCGCAUAGAGAUGGUUGACGUUGACCAAGUUUGCUCUUCAUCUCCAAACUCUGCCACAACGACUUUGAACAGGGAAAUACGAAUCGUAUCUAAAGCUCUUCGUAUUGAACAGAAUGGAAACUUUUGAAAUAAGAUUGAAUAGCAUUGAAGAUCAAGUAGCCUCGAUUUUGUACCACUUAGGAAAAGAUGAGGAGAUGAUGAGCCACGAGAGUUAUAGUGAGAACUCUGCCAUCAAUUUAUCCACCACACAAACAAGUCGAGGGUCCUCAUCAGCUGCUAAUGGAACUGGAGAUUCAGAAGAUAGUCAAAGCUCAAACAAAACUGUCGGUAAAGGCUGUGAUGGUGUGACAGAUUCAACACCCUUAAACUCUGCUGCACAACUUUUGAUGGUUCCUCAUCAAAGUUCUAUGCAAAAGUUUUUAUCUCCCACCCAAAUACAACAGUUCCUGCAACACCAAGCUCUCUAUUACCAAAGGCAGCAACAUCAACAACAACAACUGAAGCAGCUGGAAUCCUUUAUACCUCAUUUGCAAGAACAGCUUCAAAUUAACAUGCUUCAACAAAAUCAAGUAUUACAACAAUUAACAAGUUUGCCCAUGGAAAUGAAUUCUGAGAAAGGAUCUCGUCAUCAAUUGCAAGCUCAGUUACAACAACUUUCUGCUCAACAACACCAAUUGAUACAACAACUCCAACAGAGUCAUCGACAGUAUUUUAUGGCUUCGACUCCUUACAAUUCCAAUGCUGCUCACGAUGAAAAGCCAGAUUCCAAUGCCACUUCAUGGAAAAAUAAUGAAGAACCAAAUAUAACAAAUGGCAAUCAUCAUGGUCCAACACCUCAACUACAAAAUGGCCAGCAAAAUGUUAUAUCACCUUCUAUAACUCCACCAUCCAGUCGUAGAACAGCUACUCCUAAAGAAGACCCACAAAAUCAUCUUCUUUUUGGACAUGGUGUAUGUAAAUGGCCAGGAUGCGAAACUUUCUGCGAUGAUUAUCAAGAUUUUCUUAAACAUUUAAAUCAUGAACAUCAGUUAGACGAUCGAAGCACAGCUCAAGCCCGUGUUCAAAUGCAAGUAGUCUCUCAACUGGAAAUGCAGCUAGACAAAGAGAAAAAUCGGCUUCAAGCCAUGAUGGAACAUUUGCACAUGAAAACUACUUCAUCUGGAAAUUUAGACAUGGGUAACUUAAAUAACAAAAAUUCAGGUAAUUUGAAGUUUCCAACCUCCAAAGCAGUUCAUCCACCUCAUCCGUUAAAUCUACUUCCUUCAUGUAAUCAAGUUCCUUUAUCAAUGUCAUCAUCUUUACUAAACAUUCCAUCAAGACUUCUUCCAUCACUUAAUCAACCUUUACUCCCACCUCCACCCUCUGGACCUAUGCGUAGGAGGCUCAGUGAUAAAGGCUAUCAUCAUUCCAUACCUGAAUCUCAUGGAUUUCCAGAAAUUCCGGUUCGUCGAAGGGCAGCUGAACGAGUAAAUUUGGAUAUAACUGAAGAAAUAACAAGGAAUCGGGAAUUUUAUAAAAAUGCAGAUGUCCGUCCUCCCUUUACUUACGCUUCACUCAUAAGACAAGCCAUUAUUGAAUCUCCAGAAAGGCAGCUAACUUUAAAUGAAAUAUACAACUGGUUUCAAAACACAUUUUGUUAUUUCCGAAGAAAUGCAGCUACGUGGAAGAAUGCGGUUCGACACAACCUCAGCUUGCACAAAUGUUUUAUGCGAGUAGAGAAUAUAAAAGGGGCAGUGUGGACAGUGGAUGAAAUAGAAUUCUACAAGCGCAGACCGCAAAGGUUACAAGAGAGAAUUGGGACUCUAUCUUUGGGCUUGCAAGAUGGCCAUAGUCCUACAAACAACAAAGUGUAUCCAGAUCCUUUAAAUACGUCCCAAACUAAUUCAGAUAAGAUGCCGAACUAUUCAAGUAUUACUUCAAUGAAUAACAAUGUGAUACCUCCUUCAUGUCGUGGCAUCCCAACCACAGGAAAUAUCACUUCUUGCGCCAUAAGCGAUGCAGAAAGUUUUGUUUCCAAUCUUGUAUGUCAUGGAGUAGACAUAACAAAUAGUGAACAAAGAAAAAUCCAUGUAAAACAAGAACCACCUCAAGAAGACAUGAAUGAUGGAGGAGACAGGUAUUUGGUUGAAGAACCAGCUGAAGGUAGUGGAUCUGAUGAAGCAGAAGACUUAUCUACACCACAAAAUAGUGGAUGCAUAAACAGUCAAUCCUCAAGUUCAAGACUGUCUUUAAUUAGACCAAACUCUAAAUGAAACAAUUCAUUUUAUUUUAAUUACUGUCCCGUAUAGUUAACACUCAUAAUCAGGUGAUAUCAAAACCUGUCUGCCAAAAAAAUCAUCUUCAGUCUUCUAAGGAAGUAUUUAUUUACUGCAUUACUUAAACUACUGUUGACAUUAUACAAACUGUCUUCGGAAUACAAAAGAGAGAAACAACUUAAUCAUAUUUCAAUAUGUGUUUCCAGUCCAGAAAACCUUUUGAUAUACCAUGCUGUUUUAGUUAAUGACUCAAUGAGAUACUAGUUCAUAUGUAGAUUGUUCUAAAUCAUGCCAGUUACAUGAUGAUAUGACAUAGUUUUGUUUUAUCUUAGAUAGAAAAAUCUUGUGAUCUAAGUAAAAUAGAGAAAAUGGU